Pongo pygmaeus (Bornean orangutan) is the source of this 1683-nucleotide messenger RNA. RefSeq names its product large ribosomal subunit protein eL19-like. The transcript has a single exon. Gene Ontology annotation, molecular function: RNA binding; structural constituent of ribosome. Gene Ontology annotation, biological process: translation. NCBI's taxonomy places the organism in Eukaryota, Metazoa, Chordata, Mammalia, Primates, Hominidae. The coding region runs from base 1025 to 1609 and encodes 194 amino acids. The record is from RefSeq and is a predicted model, not a curated record. Gene Ontology annotation, cellular component: cytosolic large ribosomal subunit; ribosome.
ACUUAUUUUGUUUAAGGUAUUGUGGUUUGGUCUUUGUUACAGCAACUGAACAAUGUACCCUCACGCACAAGGCAUAUGAAGAGGCAAAUAAGACCAGCCUGAAGAACAGGAUUGGAGUUGGAGCAUGGGAGUAAGCUAUAUAAGACUCUAAAAAGGCCUGGAAAGGUAAGCAAAAGGUGUUUACACCUGAUACAGUAAGCAUUAAGAAGCCUAAGCAGCAAAGUGACAUAACAGAAAUCAGUACACUAGGAAAAUCAGUAUAAUGUGUAGAAUGGAUUGGAUCUGAAGGGAGGGAAAGUGAAAAGUAUGACAACCAAUCAGACACCAGGUAUGUUACUCGUAAGUUUCAACUACGAACCUGGGCUGGGAUGGUAUCAAUGAAAAUAUGGUGAAAGGGAUGGCUAUGAAAGGCAUUUGUAAGAACUGCUGAGUUAAUCUGAUGACAGUCUGAAACAAUCAGUGAUUAUUCUAAGAUAUAUGAUCUAAGGGAAUAGAAAAAUGCUGAAAACUCUGGCAGAAAUAAAAAAAUAAAGAGGGCCUGUGUUGGUAUGAAGCACUGAAAAUACAGGUAAGAAAAAAGGCUGGGCGCGGUGGCUCACGCCUGUAAUCCCAGCACUUUGGGAGGCCGAGGUGGGUGGAUCACCUGAGGUCAGGAGUUUGAGACCAGCCUGGCCAAUAUGGUGAAACCCCGUCUCUACUAAAAAUACAAAAAUUAGCCAGAUGUGGUGGCAGGUGCCCGUAAUCUCUGCUACUCGGGAGGCUGAAGCAGGAGAAUCACUUGAACAAGGGAGGCGGAGGUUGCAGUGAGCUGAGAUCCCGCCAUUGCACUCCAGCCUGGGCAACAAGAACAAAACUCCAUCUCAAAAAAAAAAAAAAAGAAAGAAAGAAAGAAAAUAAGCUGCAGAUGGAUUUCAAAUCAUAUAGAAACUUUCCAAGCUUGUUACAAGGUUACAUCUAAAUAAAAGAAAUAUUACCUUAUUAUAUUAAUUUAUAAGACUUGGGUUUCGCUGCUGCGGCCGCAGCCAUGAGUAUGCUCAGGCUUCAGAAGAGGCUCGCCUCUAGUGUCCUCCGCUGUGGCAAGAAGGUCUGGUUAGACCCCAAUGAGACCAAUGAAAUCGCCAAUGCCAACUCCCGUCAGCAGAUCCGGAAGCUCAUCAAAGAUGGGCUGAUCAUCCGCAAGCCUGUGACGGUCCAUUCCCGGGCUCGAUGCCGGAAAAACACCUUGGCCCGCCGGAAGGGCAGGCACAUGGGCAUAGGUAAGCGGAAGGGUACAGCCAAUGCCCGAAUGCCAGAGGUCACAUGGAUGAGGAGAAUGAGGAUUUUGCGCUGGCUGCUCAGAAGUUAUCGUGAAUCUAAGAAGAUUGAUCACCACAUGUAUCACAGCCUGUACCUGAAGGUGAAGGGGAAUGUGUUCAAAAACAAGCGGAUUCUCAUGGAACACAUCCACAAGCUGAAGGAAGACAAGGCCCGUAAGAAGCUCCUGGCUGACCAGGCUGAGGCCCGCAGGUCUAAGACCAAGGAAGCACGCAAGCGCCGUGAAGAGCGCCUCCAGGCCAAGAAGGAGGAGAUCAUCAAGACUUUAUCCAAGGAGGAAGAGACCAAGAAAUAAAACCUCCCCCUUUGCCUGUACAAACUGGCCUCUGUGAUUACAUAGAUCAGCCAUUAAAAUAAAACAAGCCUUAA